AUGGGUGGCGUGCAUUUCAUCGCGAAAUGCUGCUAUGAUACGAGCUACAACUCGCGGGCCCAGUCGGGCAACAAGACUGUGAUCCUGGCACACGGGAUUGCCGCCUGUUCCCUGCAGAAUCGGAUCAAGCCCGGCACUGAUGCAGGGUGUUAUUUGCCGUGUUGCAGAAGCGAGGGUUGGAACACCGCCUGGGCAUCGAUCGAGGCCGUGGUGACCUCCCCCGAGCUUCUCCGAAAUACCUUAGAACUGGAACAGAUACCUGGCAAGCUCAAAAGUGGCCGUGAGGUAUUCGUCACCAAGGAGCAGGAUGGGGUUGAGGUUCGGCCAUAUCCUGGCCUAGAUGGAGUUGCUGCUAUCAACCCAGCCGAGGAAGUCAUGAUUCCUGUUUUGUAUGAGUUGAUCGAGAAGCUGGUGGACCGCUUUCGUCUCCAGUCUGCAAGUUAUGACUGGCGACGAUGGGGAGACUUGAGCUUCAUGGAGUGCUACGCGGAGUCUUUGGCAAAGCAGGUAGAAGAAGAGUUUGUGCUUACGCAGCAGCCUGUUACGUUGAUUGGUCACUCGAUGGGCUGUUCCGUGCUUCUUUACGUACUGUCUACCAUGGGCGGUGCGUGGCAGCGGAAGUACCUGGACAAGGUAAUUUUUAUCACUCCGGUCAUCAUGGGCUGUCCGAAAGGAUGUUCAGCAUACGCACAUAAUCCUAUCGGCAUCAUUUCAGGUUUGGGCACUCUCCCCGAAGGAGUGGAAAAUUUCUGGAAGAAGGCCACCAUCUCCUCACCUGCCAUGGGCUGCCUACUUCCCCUAACCGUCGGAGACACAGAAGCUUUCGAUCCCAAUCACAAGAUCGUCGUGACGCCAGAGCGCAGUUACACGGCCAAAGAGAUCAAAGAGUUCGUCGGAGACCUGGAGAAAGCUUUGGGAAAAGACGCUGCACGCUUCGACUUCUUCCCCUAUGCCCAGGAGGUCUGGUCGAGUCUCGAGCCUCCGGCCGUCCCUUCACAUUUUCUCUAUGGUAGAAACAUGGACACCGUGAACCAGCUCACCUUCGAAACUGCAGACUUUCAGGACAUCCCAAAAAUCACCCAGUAUGUGCCAGGCGAUGGAACAGUCACUGCGGCCAGCGCUGAGAGGCUACAGGCGGGAUGGGUUGAGAAGGGUGCUUCUGUCUUCCUUCAUGGUGCCCCUCCGGGCUGCCACGACGAACACCUGACCAUCGUGUCCUCUCCGUGGCUUCUGGACCUGGUGUCAGAGCUUCUGGAAGCUUGA
Messenger RNA from Symbiodinium sp. CCMP2592, 1263 nucleotides. NCBI's taxonomy places the organism in Eukaryota, Dinophyceae, Suessiales, Symbiodiniaceae. The record is from the annotation of a GenBank genome assembly.